Molecule: messenger RNA, 13530 nt
Organism: Trichosporon asahii var. asahii CBS 2479
Lineage: Eukaryota; Fungi; Basidiomycota; Tremellomycetes; Trichosporonales; Trichosporonaceae
Product: motor
Exons: 6
Coding region: 1-13530 (4509 amino acids)
Biological process (GO): microtubule-based movement
Cellular component (GO): dynein complex
Molecular function (GO): dynein intermediate chain binding; ATP binding; ATP hydrolysis activity
Source: RefSeq, a predicted model, not a curated record
AUGGCGUCCCCUUCUCCCGACGAAGGGGAGUCCUUCGUCGCCGCAGCAGGCGGCGGGCUGGGCUUUGACGUGGGCGUAUUCAAGACGUAUCUCUCGGCGCUGUUGCCUCCAGUGAUGUCGGCAACCCGCCCCGAGAUUGAGAACAGUCUCUACGAUGACCCAAACUUCGAGGAGAAGAGUUUGCGCUUCGCCACCGACCCCGGCUGCCAAGUCGUAUAUGUCACCAAGGAGCGUUAUGUCGACAUGGACGAGGACGCUAACGCUCCCCUGCUCAUGGCCGACGACGGCACGCAGUCAGCUCCUGGCACCGUGAUCUCGACUCCGACUGCCCAGGCGUCGCCUUACGAUGGCCUUCACUCUCUCGUGCACUGGGGUGUUGCGCCUUGGUUCGACAGCUACGUUGCGUCCAAGGGCACACUGAACGAUGGACCCAUGAACAAGAAGGGCAAUGAGAGUCAGAUGGGUAUUCCCGUCACGAAGAAGAAGUUUGCAGAGCUCGAGCUUUCGCUUCUUCACUUGAAGCAAAAUGUCGAGAUCCCAGAAGUGCAUCUGUCCGUGCACCCCGCCAUCCGCAAGGCGGUCGCCCAGCGCGUAAGCGUUGAUGCAGUCGAGCCUGCCUCCCUUAUCUCUGAUCAGACCUUCCUCAACAAGCUCCAGGCCGACGUCAACUCUUGGAUCAAGGAGAUUCAAAAGGUCUCGAAACUGUCACGCGAUGUCGUCUCCGGUACGGCGUCUCAGGAGAUCAACUUUUGGUUGUCCAUGGAGCACGCCCUCGAAAACAUCGAAUCCCAGCUCAAGGGCGAGGAAGUCACGCUCGCCCUCGAUGUGUUGAAACAUGCCAAGCGCUUCCACGCGACCGUGUCGUUCAUCGCCGACACUGGUAUCAAGGAGGCGACCGAGGUUGUGCACAAGUACAAUGUGCUCAUGAAGGACUUCCCGCUCGACGAGCUGCUCGCGGCAACGGACCUGGAGAAGAUUAGGGAGUCGAUUCACAUGAUCUUUGCUCAUAUCAACAAGAAGCUCAAGCUCUCGCCGUACCCGAUUCGGCGUACGCUGCCGCUCGUGGAGGCGAUCUCCUCCGACUUUAACGACCAGCUCCUUCGCGUGCUCUCUGCACAGCGCUUGAUGUACAUGGACUACUCAAAGUUUGAGGAGGUCAUGAACUUGACGGCCGAGGUCUUUGGCGCCUGGGACGACAACAUGAAGGACUUUACCAAUGUUGCGCGUGAGGUAUCGCGCAAACGUGCGGAGAAAUUCAUCUCCAUCAAGAUCAACCCGGCCCACGCCAAGCUGCAGGAGCGUAUUGUGUAUCUGCGUGGCUUCCGCCGCUCGCACGAACAACUGCGUGUCAUGACGAGUUCAACCCGUAGCUUCAGCGGCCUGGGCAACGACGUUCCCUUUGACAUUGACAUGGAGGAAGAAGUCCGCCUCUCUUACGAAAGUGUCAAGAACGUCGACGUCCUCGAUGUUACCCCCGAGGGCUCAGAAAUUUGGUACGCUGCCGAGGUGUCGUACAACGACCGCGUUGCGCGUAUCGAAAACCAGAUCAUCUCCCGUCUCCGCGACAAGCUCGCGACCACCAAGACCGCGCAGGAGAUGUUCCGUGUCUUCUCCAAGUUCAACACCCUCUUCGUGCGCCCCAAAAUCCGCGGCGCCAUCCAGGAGUACCAGACGCGUCUGAUCGAUUCGGUCAAGGACGACAUCCGCGAGUUGCGCCAAAAGUUCACUGCCAACUAUCGUAACUCCCAGGCGUACCACAUGUCGCAGCUUCGUGACUUCCCCAGUGUCUCCAGUGCCAUCAUUUGGGCUCGCCAGAUCGAGCGUCAGCUCCUCACGUACAUGAAGCGCGUCGAAGACGUUCUGGGCAAGGGCUGGGAAAGCUACGCCGAGGGUCAAAAGCUCCAGGUCGAGAGCGCCAGCUUCCGCGCCAAGCUCGAGACAAAGCCGCUCUACGACGCGUGGAUUGCUGAGAUCACACGCCGCGGCAACCUUACCGUCACUGGCAGGUUGUUCGACAUCAUCCGCGCGCGUGCCACCAGCGCGAACCAACAGGGCAACCUGCAGCUUAUUGUCCAGUUCGACCCGCAGGUUGUCGCGCUGUUCAAGGAGGUGAGGGCGCUGAUUUGGCUGGGCUUCCCCGUCCCUCUCACCAUUACCCACCGCGCCAAGGACGCGAAGCGCGUGUACCCUCAUGCCGUCUCGCUCAUGGAAUCGGUCAGGACCUACACCCAAACGCUCGACUUGAUCGAGCAGAACCCCGACAUCGCCAUCCUGCUUGCCACCUACCGUAACACGGCCCAGCAGAUGAUCGCCCGCGGCAUCAACAUGCAAUGGGACCACCUCGUGAAUGCCUAUGAGAGCCACCGCUUCCUCGCAGGCUCCGAGGGCCGCGAGUCGCGCCACUUUGUCUACGUGCGAGAGUUCGCCAGUGUCGUGUCCCUGCUGCAGGACAAGACCGCGGCCCUGAUCGACAUUUCGAAUGACAUCAGCCGCAUCGUCGAGGAGCUCGAGACUUGUGCCUACACGACUGAGGCCUUCUCCGGUCUCCUCGGACAGGUUCAGAAGACGAUCGACCAGCUAAACCUCGAAGGCUACAGCAACCUCGAUGCUUGGGUGACUCAGCUGAACGAGCGUAUCGACGCUGCUCUCAGCCGCCGCUUGGCACUGGCGAUCGACGCAUGGUGUGCUGCUUUCACUAAGGCUGACGAGGAGCACGAAGCGGACCGUGAUACGAUUGUCGAUGACUCGAAGGCUGAGAUCAAGAUCAAGCCACUUAUCCACGAGGUUCGCAUUCGCAACCAGGUCAUCUACCUUGACCCUCCUAUCGAGCUCGCGCGUGCAGAGUGGCUUGCUCAGUUCCAGAACGCCCUCGGUGUUGUCUGCAACCUCAACAGGAUCCGCAGCUCGCGCUACGAAAUCACCCUGCAGGUUGAUGAGGCGACCGCCGAGGAGACCACAUACAUCGGCCUUCUGACCUCGUCCGACAAGCUCGAGCUGCAGCGUCCGCUCCAGUUGAUUGAGACCAAGGUGCAGUCCGUCGGUGCGUACGUCGACAAGUGGCUGCAGUUCCAGUCGCUCUGGGACCUCGAGGCAGACUAUGUUUACAGCCGACUGGGCGACUCGCUCUCCAACUGGGACCUCCUGCUCUCUGGUAUCCGUCAGGCACGCUCGACUUUCGACACUACAGACACUCGCAAGGACUUUGGCGUCUGUGUCAUCGACUAUGCCAACGCCCAGUCCAAGGUCAACGCCAAGUACGAUUCGUGGCAGCGCGACCUGCUUGCCAAGUAUGGCUCGAAGCUCGGCAUGACCAUGAAGGAGACACAUGCUGCGAUCCUCAAAGCGCGUACCGACCUCGAAGGCUACGCGAUCGAGGGUAGCUCUACUGCUCAUGUCGUUGCCUUCAUCACCUUUGUGCAAGACCUCAAGCGCAAGGUCGAGACCUGGGGACCCGAGAUUGAGCAGUUUGGUACCGGCCAGAAGACGCUCGAGCGCCAGCGCUACACCUUCCCCUCUGACUGGCUCUAUGUCGACCAGAUCCAGGGCGAGUGGAGCGCAUUCUCCGAGAUCCUCAAGCGCAAGGACGACUCCAUCAAGGAGCAGGUUGCCGGUCUUCAGCUCAAGAUUGUUGCCGAGGACAAGGUCGUCGAUGGCCGUAUCCGCGACUUUGUCGCUGAGUGGGAGGAGAAGAAGCCGCUGCAGGGCAACAUCAAGGCCGAAUUCGCCAUCAACACGCUCAAUGCCUUUGACUCUCGUCUCACUGUCCUCCAGGACGACUAUGAUCUUGUUUGCCGUGCCAAGGAGGCCCUUGACCUGGAGCACACCAAGGACGAGCGUCUCCAGCCUGUCACUGAGGAGCUUCGCGAUCUCAAGGCUGUUUGGACGGCUCUCACUGGUAUAUGGACUCGCCUCAACCAGCUGCGCGAGGGAGCGUGGUCGGCCGUCCAGCCCCGCAAGCUGCGCCAGGAGCUUGACAGCAUUCUCGGUUCGACUCGCGACAUGCCCAGUCGUAUGCGUCAGUACGCUGCGUUCGAGUUCGUCCAAGAGUCCAUUCGUGCUCUUCUAAAGUCCAACAUUCUCAUCUCGGAGCUCAAGUCGGAGGCUCUGCGUGAGCGCCACUGGACCAAACUCUACAAGUCUCUCCGCCUCUCGCACUCGUACCAGCCCUUGUCCAUGACUCUCGGACAAGUCUAUGACCUCGAUCUGCAGAAGAACCACGCUCUCAUCAAAGAGGUGGUCGUCCAGGCACAGGGCGAGAUGGCCCUCGAAGAGUUCUUGAAGCAAGUUCGUGAGACCUGGACUUCGUACUCUCUCGACCUUGUCAACUAUCAGAACAAAUGCCGCCUGAUCCGCGGCUGGGACGACCUGUUCUCCAAGUGCAGCGAGCACCUGAACUCGCUCACUGCGAUGAAGCUUUCGCCGUACUAUCGCGUUUUCGAGGAGGACGCGGCCUCGUGGGAGGAGAAGCUUAAUCGUGUGCACGUCCUGUUCGAUGUCUGGAUCGACGUUCAACGCCAGUGGGUGUACCUCGAGGGCAUCUUCUCGGGCUCUGCCGACAUCAAGCACCUGCUCCCUGUCGAGAGCAGCCGCUUCCAGAACAUCAACUCGGAGUUCCUAUCCGUCAUGAAAAAGGUGUACAAGUCGCCCUUCGUCCUCGACGUGCUGAACAUCCCCGGUAUCCAGAAGAGUCUCGAGCGUCUAGCGGACCACUUGAACAAGAUUCAAAAGGCGCUCGGAGAGUACCUCGAGAAGGAGCGUUCCUCCUUCCCCCGUUUCUACUUUGUUGGUGAUGAGGACCUGCUGGAAAUCAUCGGAAACAGCAAGGACAUCCACCGAGUCAUGAAGCAUCUCAAGAAGAUGUUUGCCGGCAUUUCCAUCCUGCACCUGGACGAGGAGGCGACGCAGCUAAACGCCUUUGCGUCCCGCGAGGGUGAGGAGGUUGCCUUCCGCCAACCGAUCGUCCUCAAAGACUAUCCCAAGAUCAACGACUGGCUGGCCAAGAUCGAAAGCGAGAUGCGCCUAUCCCUCGCUGUUCUGCUCUCGCAGGCCGUCAAGGACCUCCGCGACAUCUUCCGCAUCGAUGGAGACCUCUCGCCUGAGAGCCUGCUCGAGUGGAUCAGUGUCUACCCCGCUCAGCUUGUUGUCCUCGCCGUCCAGAUCGCGUGGACGGAGCUUGUCGAAAUGACCAUGCCCGAGGGCAAGCUUCAGAGCGCUCUUGACCUUGUCUCGCGCAUGCUCGACCUGCUCGCGGACACUGUCCUCCAAGACAUUCCAGUCCUGCAACGUCGCAAGUGCGAGCAUCUUAUCACCGAGCUUGUCCACCAGCGUGAUGCCAUGCGCACUCUCAUCGCCAACGGUACCACCUCUUUGACCGCGUUCGACUGGCUCUACUACAUGCGCUUCUACCUUGACGAGUCUAUCGACGAUCCGCUCUCGCGUCUGCAGGUCCGCAUGGCCGACGCCGUCUUCCCAUACGGCUACGAGUAUCUCGGUAUUCCUGACCGACUCGUCCAGACGCCUCUUACGGACCGCUGUUACCUCACCCUCACGCAGGCUCUCGACAACCAGCUCGGAGGUUCUCCCUUCGGUCCUGCUGGUACUGGAAAGACCGAGUCGGUCAAGUCGCUCGGUGUCCAGCUCGGACGCUUUGUCCUCGUCUUCUGUUGUGACGAGACCUUUGACUUCCAGGCCAUGGGCCGUAUCUUCAUCGGUCUCUGCCAGGUCGGCGCUUGGGGAUGCUUCGACGAGUUCAACCGUCUGGAGGAGCGCAUCCUCUCUGCUGUCUCGCAGCAGGUUCAGAGCAUCCAGCAGGGUCUUGCUUCUGCCGUGACCAACCCCGACACGGAGGUCGAGCUCGUUGGCAAGAGGCUCAAGAUCAACCCGCGCACCGGUAUCUUCAUCACGAUGAACCCGGGAUACGCUGGCCGCUCCAACCUCCCGGACAACCUGAAGAAGCUCUUCCGCUCGAUGGCUAUGACGCGCCCCGACCAGGAGCUUAUUGCGCAGGUUCUUCUGUUCUCAAAGGGCUUCCGCACUGCCGAGAUUCUUGCAUCAAAGAUCGUGCCCUUCUUCAACCUCUGCUCGGAGCAGCUCAGCGCCCAGCCGCAUUACGACUUUGGUCUGCGUGCGCUCAAGGCCGUGCUUGCCAGUGCCGGUAUCCUGAAGCGCAACCGCCACCUGGAUGGCAGCGACGAUAUUUCGGACGAGAUUGCCGAGCAGCAAAUCAUGAUCCAGUCUGUCACCGAGACGAUUGUGCCCAAGCUCGUCGCCGACGAUGUUCCUCUUCUUCGUGCACUCGUCGAGGACGUCUUCCCAGGCAUCGAGUACCGCCCAGUCGACCUUGGCGAGCUCAAGGCCAAGAUUGCAGAAGUCUGUGCCGAGCGUCGCCUUGUGGUUGGCGAGGCAUGGCUGGACAAGGUUAUUCAGCUGUACCAGAUUCAGAACAUUUCGCAUGGUCUCAUGAUGGUUGGUCCGUCGGGAAGCGGAAAGUCGCAGGCCUGGCAGGUCCUGCUCGCUGCCCUCGAGCGUGUCGAUGGCGUUGAAGGUGCUUCAUACGUCAUCGACCCCAAGGCUAUCGACAAGGAGGCGCUCUACGGUACGCUCGACCCGACCACUCGCGAGUGGAACGAUGGUCUGUUCACCCACAUUCUCCGCAAGAUUGUCGACAACGUCCGUGGUGAGACUGCCAAGCGCCACUGGAUCAUCUUUGACGGUGAUGUCGACCCCGAGUGGGUCGAGAACCUCAACUCGGUCCUUGACGACAACAAGCUUCUUACGCUGCCCAACGGUGAGCGUCUCAACCUCCCGCCCAAUGUUCGCGUCAUGUUCGAGGUCGAGCACCUUCGUUACGCCACCCUCGCCACUGUCUCUCGUUGUGGCAUGAUCUGGUUCUCCGAGGAGGUCAUCGACAUUGACAUGGUCUGCCAGCACAACCUCAACCUGCUCGCCAGCGUACCCAUCGUCAGCAGCGACGAGGACAUUCUCGAGUACGGUGCCGAGGCUGCCGCUCACCAGAGUGAGACGCAAAAGCAGAUUGCCACCAUCCUCGAACCUCACUUUGGCCCCGGUGGUUUGGUCCGUAAUGCCCUUGAGUUUGCCGCUAAGUCGGAGCACAUCAUGGACUACACUGCCACUCGUGCGAUCAACACACUCUUCUCGCUCCUCAAGGCUACGGUUCGCAACGUCAUCGAGUACAACCUCCACCACAGCGACUUCCCCCUGCCCGCGGACAAGGUCGAGGCGUACGUUACUCGGCGCCUUCUGCUCAAUGUGAUCUGGUCGUUUGUCGGUGACGCCAAGCUCGAUAUCCGUGCAGAGCUCGGCGAGCAGCUGCGUCUUACGUCUGGCAUUGAAACGCCCCCCAUGCAGCCCGGCGGGUCGCUCAUUGAUUACGACGUCAACGUUGCCAAUGCCGAGUGGGUCUCAUGGCAAUCGCGUGUGCCGACGAUCGAGGUCGAGACGCACUCGAUCACCUCUGCCGACGUGGUCAUUCCGACCAUUGACACUGUCCGUCACGAGGAGGUGCUGUACAACUGGCUCGCCGAGCACAAGCCGCUCAUCCUCUGCGGUCCUCCCGGUUCGGGUAAGACGAUGACUUUGUUCAGCGCUCUUCGCAAGCUCAGCAACCUCGAAGUCGUCGGUCUCAACUUCUCCAGUGCCACCACGCCCGAGCUCAUUCUCAAGACAUUUGAGCAGUACUGCGAGUACCGCAAGACGCCCAAUGGUGUUGUGCUCGCGCCUACCCAGAUCGGCCGCUGGCUCGUCGUGUUCUGCGACGAGAUCAACCUGCCCGCCACGGACAAGUACGGCACCCAACGUGUCAUUUCGUUUAUCCGUCAGCUCAUGGAGCGCAACGGCUUCUGGCGUACCAGCGACCUGUCUUGGGUCACUCUUGAGCGCAUCCAGUUUGUCGGUGCCUGUAACCCUCCGACCGACCCUGGUCGUGUGCCACUUUCACACCGUUUCAUGCGCCACGCUCCCGUUGUCAUGGUGGACUACCCCGGAGAGAUCUCGCUCAAGCAGAUCUAUGGUACUUUCAACCGCGCGCUCCUCAAGGUCGUGCCCAAUCUCCGUGGUAGCGCUGAGGCGCUCACCGACGCCAUGGUUGCGUUCUACCUCGCCUCGCAGAAGAGGUUCACGGCCGAUGUGCAGGCGCACUACAUCUACUCGCCUCGUGAACUCACGCGCUGGGCCCGCGGUAUCUAUGAAGCGAUCAAGCCGCUCGAGACGCUGUCGUUAGAGGGUCUUGUCCGUGUCUGGGCACACGAGGCCCUCCGCCUGUUCCAGGACCGCCUCGUGUCCGAGUCGGAGAAGAAGUGGACCGACGACGUGCUCGACGAGACGGCUGCCAAGUACUUCCCGAACGCAAACAUGUCCGAGGCUCUCGCACGCCCGAUUCUGUUCUCAACGUGGACGUCGAAAAACUACAUUCCGGUCGACCGCGAGGCGCUGCGCGAGUACACCAAGGCUCGUCUCCGCGUGUUCCACGAAGAGGAGCUGGAUGUGCCGCUCGUCCUGUUCAACGAUGUACUCGACCACGUACUCCGCAUCGACCGCGUGUUCCGCCAGGUUCAGGGCCACCUGCUCCUCAUCGGUGUCAGUGGCAGUGGAAAGACGACUCUGUCUCGCUUCGUCGCUUGGAUGAACGGUCUCAGCAUCUUCCAGAUCAAGGUGUCAAACAAGUACAGUGGAGCCGACUUUGACGACGACCUCCGCACUGUUCUCCGCCGCGCUGGUUGCAAGGGCGAGAAGAUUUGUUUCAUCAUGGACGAGUCCAACGUUCUCGACCCCGGAUUCCUCGAGCGCAUGAAUACGCUUCUGGCCAACGCUGAGGUGCCGGGUCUCUUCGAGGGCGACGAGCACGCAGCGCUCAUGACCGCGUGCAAGGAGGGCAGCCAGCGCGAUGGCCUCAUGCUCGACUCGCACGAGGAGCUGUACCGCUGGUUCACGCAACAGGUCGCUCGCAACCUUCACGUCGUGUUCACCAUGAACCCUCCCGCCAACGGUCUUGCUUCGCGUGCUGCCACUUCGCCUGCGCUGUUCAACCGUUGUGUGCUCGACUGGUUCGGCGACUGGUCCGAUCAGGCGCUAUACCAGGUCGGUCUGGAGUUUACGCAGACGCUCGACCUUGAGUCGCCCACGUACGCCCCGCCGGCCGAGUUCCCCAUCGCGUACCGUGAUCUCGCCAUGCCUCCCAGCCAUCGCCAGGCCGUUGUCAAUGCCAUGGUCUUUGUUCAUCAGUCGAUGCAGAACAUCACUGCUCGUCUGGCGAAGCGCCAGGGCAAGUACAACCACGUCACGCCCCGCCACUUUCUCGACUUUAUCAACCACUACGUCCGCCUGUUCACUGAGAAGAAGGAGGAUCUUGAGGAGCAGCAGCGCCACCUCAACGUCGGUCUCGACAAGCUCCAGGCUACCGUCACCCAAGUCGAGGAGCUCCGCCAGAGUCUCGACGCCAAGCGCUCGCAGCUCAACGUCAAGGAUGAGGAGGCGAACCUCAAGCUCAAGCAGAUGGUCGCUGAUCAGCAGGAGGCUGAGGCCAAGAAGGCUGCCAGUGUUGAGAUACAGGCGGCACUCGAGGAGCAGGACGCCUACAUUCAGCAGCGAUCCCAGAUCGUCAAGGAGGACCUCGCUCAGGCCGAGCCCGCCGUCAUCGAAGCGCUCGCCGCCGUUGGCAACAUCAAGAAGCAGCAUCUGUCUGAGGUCCGUUCGAUGGCGAACCCGCCCGAGACCGUCAAGCUUGCGAUGGAGUCGGCCUGUACUGUGCUUGGCUUCCACGUUGACAGCUGGAAGACGGUGCAGAGCAUCAUCCGUCGUGACGACUUCAUCUCGAGCAUCCAGAACUUUGACACGCACAAGAUGACCAAGGGUCUGCGCGACAAGAUGAUGCGCGAGUACAUCUCCAAGCCAGCGUUCAACUUUGAGACCGUCAACCGUGCCUCUCGCGCGUGCGGCCCCCUCGUGCAGUGGGUUAUCGCUCAGGUCCGCUUCAGCGAGAUUCUCGACAAGGUCGCUCCUCUGCGUGAGGAGGUUGCCUCGCUCGAGGAGCAGGCCGAGACCACCAAGCAGCAGGCCAUGGUCGUCGAGGAGACUGUCGCCGAGCUCGAGGAAAGUAUCGCUCGCUACAAGGAGGAGUACGCGCUGCUCAUCGCCGAGACGCAGUCGAUUCGUGCCGAGAUGGAGCGCGUUCAGUCCAAGGUCGACCGCAGCAUGUCCCUGCUCCAGAGCCUGUCGUCGGAACAGAGCCGUUGGGACGCCGGCAGCAAGACAUUCGAGACUGAGAUGGGCACCAUUGUCGGUGACGUCCUGAUUUCGGCUGCCUUCCUCGCCUACAGCGGCUUCUUCGACCAGCACUACCGCGACACGAUGCGCCGCGCUUGGAUGGACCACCUCUCCGAUGCGGGCAUUCGCUACAAGAGCGAGCUCGCCAUUGCCGAGUUCCUGUCCACGGCCGACGAGCGCCUGGAGUGGCAGUCGAACGCUCUCCCAGCCGACAGCUUGUGUGUCGAGAAUGCGGUCAUGCUCAAGCGCUACAACCGCUACCCGCUCAUCAUCGACCCGACAGGCCAGGCGACGACGUUCCUGCAGAACGAGUUCCGUGACCGCAAGAUCACUGUCACCAGUUUCCUGGACGAGGCGUUCCUCAAGAACCUCGAGAGUGCUCUUCGUUUCGGCAACCCGCUUCUCAUCCAAGACGUCGAGAACCUCGACCCCAUCCUCAACUCGGUCCUCAAUCGCGAGCUGCGUCGCACUGGUGGUCGUGUGCUCAUCCGCAUCGGCAACCAAGAUAUCGACUUUUCGCCGUCGUUCACCAUGUUCUUGUCGACGCGCGAUCCGAGUGUCGAGUUCUCGCCCGACAUUUGCAGCCGUGUUACGUUUGUCAACUUUACGAUGACGCGUGGCUCGCUCCAGACUCAGGCGCUCGACAAGGUGCUCAAGGUCGAGCGACCCGAGAUCGACCAGAAGCGCAGCGACCUCAUGAAGAUGCAGGGCGAGUUCAGGCUUCGCCUUCGACACCUCGAGCGCGCGCUCCUGCAGGCGCUCAACGAGAGCACUGGAUCGAUUCUGGACGACGACAAGGUCAUCGAAACUCUCGAGGUGCUCAAGCGCGAGGCCGCGGAGGUUACGAGCAAGGUCGAGGACACGGAUAUCAUCAUGAAGGAAGUCGAGGCUGUCACGGCAGAGUAUCUGCCGCUCGCGUCGGCGUGUUCCAGCAUCUACUUCACCCUGGAGCAGCUUGCCAACAUCCACCGCUUCUACCAGUUCAGUCUCGAUUACUUCCUGGAGAUCUUUGACUACGUCCUGCACCACAACCCCAACCUCAAGGGCAUCACCGACCUCGAGGCGCGCAAGACGACGUUGUUCAACGAUCUCUUCCUCGUCACCUACCGCCGCACUUCGCGGUCGCUGCUGCACACGGACUACAUGGUCCUCGCCGCCACUCUUGCCAAGCUCCGUCUCUCACGUAGCGACUUUAGUGCCGCCGUUCAAGAGGAGAUGGACGCCCUCCUCGAAGUUCCGGCCGGUACCGAGGCGACCGAGGCGGCCCUCACCGUCGAGCAGAAGCGCAUUCUCGACAGUCACCUCGGACAGGAGACCACCAAGGCCGUCGUUGCCCACAUCGAGGCAAACCCCAAGGAGUGGGGUGCUUUCAUGGCCGACGACGAGGCGGAACGCAACAUUCCCUGGCCGUGGGCCGAGGCCGACAACAUUGUCACUUCUGCUCGCCGCCUUGUUCUCGUCAAGCUGUUCCGUCCCGACCGCAUGGUCCAGGCGCUCGCCACGUUCGCCAACCAGGCGUUCGGCUGCGACCUCGCCCAGAUCUCGGACUACGACUUUGCUGCAGUCGUCAAGGAGCAGGUCAAGCCGACAAACCCGCUUGCCCUCGCCUCCGUGCCAGGCUACGACGCGAGCUACCGUGUGGACAAUCUCUGCCGCUCACUCGGUGUCACCUGCACAUCGGUCGCUAUGGGCUCCGUCGAAGGCUUCACACUCGCCGAUCAGGCCAUCGCCAAUGCCGCCCGUACUGGUGGUUGGGUCCUACUCAAGAACGUCCACCUCGCGCCGUCGUGGCUGGCGCAGCUGGAGAAGCGCCUGCACUCGUUGUCCCCAGCUCAGGGUUUCCGUCUCUUCCUGACGAUGGAGACCAACCCCGUGGUGCCCGUUAACAUCCUCCGCCAGUCGCGUAUCAUCAUGAACGAGCCUCCUCCCGGUGUCCGCGCCAACCUGCUCGACACGCUCCGCGGCCUCCCCACUCUCAGCCUCAAGAGCGGUCCCGCCGAGAAGCCUCGUCUUCUGUUCCUGCUUGCCUGGCUCCACGCCGUUGUCCAGGAGCGUCUGCGCUACCUUCCUCUCGGAUGGAGCAAGUCCUACGAGUUCAACGACUCAGACUUUGUCGCCGCUUACAAAACGAUCGAUUCGUGGAUCACGGCCCUUGCAAAGGGCAAGGCAAAUGUCGACCCCGCUGCCAUUCCAUGGGUCGCUCUGCGCACCAUCAUCAAGCAGGCUGUCUAUGGCGGUCGCAUCGACAGCGACUAUGACCAACGUGUCCUCGACGCCUUUGUCGACGCCGUGUUCACCCCCAAGGCGUACGACCCCGACUUUGCUCUUGUCAACCUUGACAAGCCGCUGCUCGUUCCCGAGGGUACGAGCAUGCAACAGUUCAUCGACUGGGCCCAGGCGCUCCCUGAGCAUGAGCCGCCCAGCUGGCUCAGCCUGCCCGGUACUGCCGAGCGAAACACGACGGUUGUCAAGCUUCGCAAGAUGCGCACGACGGAGGACGACGAGGAUGACUCGCCGGCCGUGGUUGACGGGGAUGGUCGCCCGGCAUGGAUGACCACACUGAAGGCAAACGCCCAGGAGUGGCUCGACGCUCUCCCCAAGCGCGUCCGCAAGGACCUGUCCGAUCUGAUCGCCGUGUGCGAUGGCCAGAUGAAGCAGACCAACGAGCUCCGCGCACUCCUAACCGAGCUCAACCGCGGUAACGUCCCGCCCCACUGGGCGCGCUACAAGAUGCCCAAGGGCACGAGUGUUGGACAAUACUUUAACGACCUCGUCAAGCGUCUCGAACAGCUGGAGACUGUGUCGACCAGCCAAAACUAUGGUGGCGGUAUUUGGCUCGGCGGUCUGUUCCAGCCCGAAGCAUACAUCACCGCGACCCGCCAGGCGGCUGCUCACGCCCAGGGAUGGAGUCUGGAGCAGGUGUCGCUCAGCCUGCGUCUCGAGUCGAGUGGCAGUCCGGAGGCUUUCGCCAUCAAGGGUGAGUCAGCUCGCUUGUUGGUAGCUGACAUUACAGGUCUCAAGCUGCACGGUGCCAGGUGGGAGGACAAGCUUGUUUUGAACGACGGCCAGGUCGUGUCGCUCGACACGUGCGAGCUGGCAUGGACCAAGGAGAGUGUCGAAAAGGACACGGUCAACGUGCCGGUAUACCUGAAUGGCGACCGUGGCGAUGUGUUGUUCAGCGCCAACCUCGCCGCCGAUGUUAGUGCGGCGGUCGUCGCCGAGCGUGGCCUGUGUGUCACUGCAGUGUAG